Molecule: messenger RNA, 1522 nt
Organism: Xiphias gladius (swordfish)
Lineage: Eukaryota; Metazoa; Chordata; Actinopteri; Istiophoriformes; Xiphiidae
Product: homeodomain-interacting protein kinase 1-like
Exons: 8
Coding region: 47-1258 (403 amino acids)
Biological process (GO): peptidyl-serine phosphorylation; positive regulation of transcription by RNA polymerase II; peptidyl-threonine phosphorylation
Cellular component (GO): cytoplasm; PML body; nucleus
Molecular function (GO): SMAD binding; protein tyrosine kinase activity; protein serine/threonine kinase activity
Source: RefSeq, a predicted model, not a curated record
CCUCAAGAUCUUGAAAACCGAAGAAACCGCUAAAAGAGAGAUCAAAAUGCUUGAAGCAGUGAGCGUUCUUGACCCAGCCAUGAAGAAUGUGGUUCAUUUCUUUGAGCAGUUUCAACACAAAGGACAUACCUGUCUAGUGUUUGAAAUGCUGGACAGGAGUCUUUUACAACUGCUCAGCGAACAGCAAGGGACGCCACUCUCUCUCCAUGAGAUACGGCCAAUAACCCACCAGUUGCUGAUGGCCUUGGAUGCUCUGAAGGGCAUUGGUGUGGUUCACUCAGACCUGAAGCCAGACAAUAUAAUGCUGGCAAACCAUCUGAGUGAGCCCUUCAGAAUAAAACUGAUAGAUUUUUGGUGUCGCUCGUGUCCGAGAAGAGGUAUUUGGGAAGACAAUUCAGCCUCUGGGUUACAGGCUGUGUGCUCGGUCUUGUACCUCUGCAAACACCUGUUUGCGAUAGACUGCGAGUACCAGUCAAUGAGGGGCAUUGUAGACGUCCUGGGCCAGCCAGCUGACCACCUUCUCUGUGCUGGGAAAUGCACACAAAAUUUUUUCAAGGUGGAAAAGCACUUGGACAGCCCAAGAUGGUGGAUGAAGACCCCAAGGGAAUACCAGCUUGACACUGGAAUUGAGCCGAAAACAUGGGACACAACAAUCAGAAGUCUGGAUGACCUGAUAACACACAACCCAGACACACGGGAAUCCAUUGAGCUGGAGGAUCAGAGAGCCUUUGUCAGCCUGCUGACAUGCCUUCUAGAUACAGACCCAGAGAAGAGAAUCACUCCGGGGAAGGCUCUCGAUCACCCCUUUGUAACAAUGGUCCAUCUGGAAGAUGAAAUAGACACCAGCUUUUAUGUUGAAGAUUCUUUAGCGAAAAUGAGGAUCUUACCAAUGGACAACAUGGACCUAUUUCUUGACUGUGCGGCUGAGGAAGAGCCCAAAGAGGAAGAGCCUUCGGCCAUACCUCGUCAUACAGACGCAGGCUCAGUCCUUCCUGGCUCCUGUGAUGGCAUUAAAAACAUGCCUCAGUCUUCUGAAGGAGCAGAAGCUGCUGCAGGAAUAGACACUACUGGCUCGGCUAUAAAGGAACCAACUGUUAGCCAAGGUGCAACCAGUCCAGCUGAGGAUGCAUCGGCCAGUGGCGGGUCACCCGAUGAAAGUCUGCCUGCUAAAGUCAAGAAGAGCCCGCUGAAGAGAGUCCGAAAAUUCUUUGGCAGGGCAAUAAGGACCAUUUUACGACUGAAAAAAGUCAAUAAAUAAAUGCUGGAUGUCAUAUUCAUAUCAGUCAUACUUUUUGGAGGAGGCCAAGUGUGAAUGGUUGUUAAAUCUCCUGGGAAGGGAUGAACGGAUGGCAUUAUCCCUCUCUCUCUCUCUCUUUUUCUCUUCCCCUCCUCUCUUUCUCUCCAACCCAACCGGUCAAGGCAGAUGGCCAGCCACCCAGAGUCUGGUUCUGCUCAAGGUUUCUUCCCGUUAUGAGGGAAUUUUUCCUCGCCACUGUCGCCAAGUGCUUGCUCAUGGGGGAAU